UAUUGCCCGGCGCCAGCUCUCUCGAGAAGAGCAGCCUCCUGCAGGGUGGCAGGUCGUGGACCAUCCGACCCAUGUAGCUUGCCGAGGGACAUCGCCCAACCUGGAGAACAGUGCAGUGCAGGCUUCUCUGAGGUAUUUCAUGUGUUAUGGCCCGUGGACACGCCGCUACGCACAUCUCCCGCACACAUGUGUACAGUGCACGGCCACUAGGAUGACAGACUGGUUAGUCGUACCCACACAGCACAGGAUAUCCUACGGAUAUCCGUAUCAUAUCCGAAAUGUCCACUGUAUGUCCCGGACAUUCCAGAUAGCCUGUGAAUAUUGUAUGGAUAUCCAUAACAAAUCUGUUACAGAUAUUCAUUAGCUAUUGUUUUUCGAGGGUAAAUGUUUCUUGUUCUUACUUUAAUGGAAAUUAUUUAAAUAAGUAUUUCAUAUGUAAAAUUACAUUAUUGCUGUAAUUUUUUAUUUUUGAAAUGUUAUGUAUUCUUCCAAGUGUUUGUCCACAAGGGAUAUCCCACAGAUAUCCAUGGAGGAUGUUCUAUGGCUCAGAUCGCGCCGUUCUUUUGUUAUCUCUGGUUGUGAUUCGUUUACAAAAAUUAAAUAAAUCCACAUGGCUAAUAAAAGAAAGGCGGCAGAAGUAUGAAUACGCAGGUAUGUAUUGUGCUGUUAUCUAAAAAAUGUUUUAUCUGAGAAACGAAUAGGAAUCCAUUCAUCCUUUCAGGGUAAAUUGCGUAAUAAUGUAGUAUAUAUGAAAAACGUAUGGGUAAACAAUUAAUGGCGGCUGUUGUGUCAGGUAUUGUACUGGAACAUACGAAUUGUGAUUUCUCUCAAACUCUUAGGAAUUAAGAAACGCGCUUUUAAAGGUAAAUACAGGGACGUGUGUAGAAUGUAAAAAACAUAGUUAUCGAUUUUUUUUUCAUCGGGAGCGCCUCUGUCAGAAUGUACCAAGGUUUGUAUGUUCACAGGAAAGCAACAGGAAAAUAAUGAAAUGCCUAAGGUGAAAGAGAAAUUAUCUGCUCGUCACUUGCUUCGGAUGACAACAGAAGAGACAUGUUCACGCUUGACAUAUUUGCAGACGGUUGAAAAUGUUUCACAUGUUUCCGGUUCAGAAAUCAAUACACUUUUAAAUUCGGGGAGCUCUUCAUGUUCAGGAAGUACAUCAUAUUUAACACAUUCUGAAAAGGAAUCUGAAACAGUUAUUAUUUCUGAUAAAAUUAGUACGCCGCAUCUUCUUAACAAUGAUUCAGACAGUACACUAAAUACUGAUUCUUUGGAUAGUCAUAAUAUAUUCAACAAUCCACCAGAUUUGAAUAUUUUGCUUCCAAAAAUUAAUCUGGUAGCUAUUUCUAAAAUCCCUAACUUGGGCUCUGAAAUUGCUGAAUUAAACCACAACAUUGCUAACUGGGCACUUGAAAAUAAUAUAAGCCUUGUUGCAUUAUCGGCUUUGCUAAAAAUUUUGAAAACUCAUCCAUGUCAUGCUGAAUUGCCAUCAGAUGCGCGAAGCUUUUUGGGAACACCUAGGCAUAAUAAAAUUAAACAAAUCAGUCCAGGAUGCUACUUUCAUUUUGGACUGAAAAAAGAAUUGGAGCAUUUUGUAGGAAUUUUUUCAUAUGAUAAACCAGUUUUAGAACUUUCAAUAUUUGUGGAUGGAUUGCCAUUAUCCAGAUCAUCAAGUAGUUGUUUCUGGCCUAUACUUGCUUCAGUGGUCCCUUAUAAACAUAUAUUAAUUAUAGGAAUUUAUCAUGGUUAUGAAAAACCAAAAAGUGCCAAUGAUUUUUUACAUGAUUUCGUUGAAGAAGCUGUUUUUUUAUGUAAGGAGGGGUUGUGUAUUAAUGGCAAAAAUUUCUCAGUUUUAAUUGGACAAUUAAUAUGUGAUGCACCAGCAAAGUCAUUUGUCCUGAAUGUUAAAGGUCAUUCAGGUUACUCAAGUUGCACAAAGUGCUGUGUUCAGGGUGACUACAGAGAGCGUCGAAUUUGUUUUCCUGUUAAUGAGGCAAACAAAAGGACAGAUGAUGCUUUCUUACAUUUACAGGAUGACGAUUACCACCUUGGCAUCAGUAUUUUGGUUCAGAUUCCUAAUUUUGGCCCUGUUUCAAAUGUUCCACUGGAUUAUAUGCAUCUUGUAUGCCUAGGUGUGACAAGAAAAAUGAUACAUUUAUGGUUGAAAGGCAAUGCAUGUGUAAGAUUGCGGAGUUCAAAUGUUGCAGUCAUAUCAGAUUGUUUAGAGUCGAUACGAGGUUACACUCCAUCCGAAUUUGCAAGGAAACCUAGGUCUUUGACAUUUCUGAAUUUGUGGAAAGCGACUGAAUUCCGCCAGUUUCUGCUGUACACAGGUCCAGUUGUAACUCAAUCAGUUUUGGAAAAUGAUGUGUAUCUUAACUUUCUUGGACUACAUAUUGCAAUCAGAUAUCUUUGUACUGACCAGAUUUCGGUUGAGCUUCUUGAAUAUGUGCGAUUACUACUUGAACAUUUUGUAACAUCUUUUGGAAUUUUAUAUGGUACAGAACAUAUGUCACAUAAUGUUCAUGGAAUUCUUCAUUUGACUGAUGAUGUCAAAAAUCUUGGUCCCCUUGAUAAAUUCAGUGCUUUCAAAUUUGAAAAUUAUUUGCAAGUAUUGAAAAAACGGAUCAGGAAAUCAGAAAAGCCACUCCAGCAGUUAAUAUGUCGUUAUAGCGAAAUAAAAAUGAAGUCAUCUUCUAUUGAAACAGAGAGGCCUAGGCCUACAUGUAUUAAAGUUAAUGAAAAAACUACACAUUUGGAUGGCCCACUUACACAGCAUUGUGUUGGACCUCAGUAUAAAAAUAUUAAAUACCAAAAGUUUGAAUUUUUCACUUAUAAAGAAGCAGACAAAUGUUGUGGUUUUGAAGAUGGCACUAUCAUACUUAUUGAAAAUAUAUGUCAUUCAGUUGUUAAUAAUGACAUAGUUAUAAUUGGGAAGGAAUUUUUAGUGAAAGAUGAUUUAUACUCAAUUCCAUGCAAGUCAUCAGAUUUGGGAAUAUAUUUAGUUGAUUCAUUAUCACCCAGAAGAAGUUGGCUAGCAUCAUUGGUGUGCAAAAAAUUUUACAUGAUACCUUACAAACAGAAGUUUGCAGUAGUACCACUGCUUCAUCAGGAAAAAUAAGGUGCUAUACUGCAAAUUAAGUACUUAUAGUAAGUUUGAAUUUUGAUUACAGUUUUCUUUUGGAAUAUUAUAAUAAAUAUUUAUUAUGAUUAGUACCUAUAUUUUUGUAUUGAGCAGCAAUCAGAAUUUGUGUAGUUAAAUUAUAGUCAGGUUCAUACAUAAAAUUUUAUAUUGGGAAUGGGAUGCUGAACUCUGCACAAUGAAUAACAAAAUUUUAUUUUUGGUACCUACUUCUAAAAAGAAAAAUUCUUGAUAGUGCUUUUCAUUUUAUUUCAGUACUGUUGAUAUGCUAGGUAAGAUAUGAAUUUCAUAGACAUAUUACAUAAAAAUUAAACUAUAGUACAAAAGUGCUCAGAUUUCAACAUUAUAAGCUCUUAAGCCAUAUAUAGGCUAAGCACUUAGCUCAGUGUUCCCACAGCUGUUCUUUUAAUCAAUAUAUGUUUAUAUAAGUUGUUGAUUACAAAUAGGGUUAUUCAUUUGUUUACACCUCCACCUGCAUAUAUACAUUUGGUGCAGAUUGUAGUUCUACAUCAUAUCAAUUUAUUGUUAAAAAGGGUUACACAGUAGAAUUUUAUCAUUACAAACACCAUUUUCCUCAAUGUAAAAUAUUGUUUUUGCUUUGGAAUGACUAUUGAAACAAAAGUUAUUGUGAUUGUUGUAAUAAAUUACUUUUUCAAAUAUGGACAAUUUCCAUAUAACUUAUGUACUUUCCAAACUCUUUCCAAUCUUUACUAAAACAUUUUGGGGGCUGCAGCUCUUUUAUUGCCACAUACUCAAUAUAUUUCAAUGCAAAUUUGUAACUGCAUAUCUAAAUUUGAGUAAUGAAUUUAAUGCCCCAAACAAAUUAAGAAAUUAUGUUUAACUUACAAUAUGAAAUCCACAAGAAACACAAAUGACAUAAAUUUACUGCACUUCAUAAACAUCAACAUAUAAAAUAUGGUAAAACACAAUAUUAGUGUUGCAGUAACUGUGGGCUAUGCUAUAACGUAACUUAAUUUGGGACACAUCAGUCUAUUGAAUGUAUAUUUUGUAAAAAGAACCUUUUAUUUUCUUAUCAGGACAUUGGAAACGGUGAAAUCUCACACAUUUCUAUGUGAAUGACGACCAGUGGUGCAUUUUUUUUUUUUUUUUUUUUUGCUAAAAUAGGCUAAACCGAUACUCGGAUAUUGUUACAUGUUAGGUUUUGCUAUAGUUUAUUAAAAUAAAUUAAUAUUUAGUGAAAAUAUUUUAUUUUAUUACUACAAAAUUGGAAACAGACACAUUCAAUAUAUAUUUAUAUUUCCUGACAUUGCUCAAAUUUUGGUACAGCUGCCAUUUUUUGUGUUCUGAUUUUUGACCACAUUAUACAAACACUUUAUGAAAAUAUUUGUAUACCAACAUUUAUGUCCCAAUUGUCAAGCAACAUUUAUGUCCCAAUUGUCAAGCAACAUUUCCUUGUGGUAAUGAACCAAACAAAAUAUAAAAAAAUGUGAAAUUGUGCAAUGGAGACCUUAAUUGCUAAACAUGCUCACGAUAUUUCGCUAACAAAUGGUUUUUCCCAUGAAAAUCACAAAUGGCACAAUGAAUAUUUUUUUUAUCAGUGACAAACUUAUCACCAGGAAUGUGAACUAUUACUGGUAAACGUGCAUGGCGACAGUUACAAUUCCAUACACCCAAAUAAACUGAAUGGUCGAAAUUUAGACCCCUGUCGAAUUUAAGGUCAUUUACCUCAUGAUUUUUGUGUAUUUCAGAACAGGUAUGGAGCCAUAUUCAAUUGUUGAAUUUUCUGAUGGUCAGCAAAUUUUACCUUCCAAGUGGAUAACUCCGAAGAAGAGCCAUGCGUAUUGGCCUGCAUUUACCUCUAACAAGCGAUAUGAUACAGCUGUGGAAAGACUGGAACCUUAUGAAGAUUCAUGGAAACAGUUCCCUCUUCUACGAAUAAUGGGCACAGCAGAUACUUUUGAGAAGGGGAAAAGAAAGCUAAGAGAAGCUGAAGUUUUCUCAGACAUAAAUUCAGAAGAUGACGCUGAAACUGCAAAAAGACGUAGACGUGAACAUGCCCAAAGGCAUAAUUCUUCGAGUUCUGAGGAUGAAUAUGUGACCAAAGAAACAAGAUUGCCAGUUUUCCCUAAAGCACCUAUACCAAAACCAAAACCUCUUGUUCGUGAAAGAAAUAUACCUUCAUCAUCUACAAUUCUUAAUUCUGGUGACCAUACCAGCCAAACUAUGGUGAAUGAACUGCAAAGUACACCAUUUCAAGAAAUGAUCAUCAGAAUGAUUACUGACUUAAAGAAUAAAUUGGGUGCGGUGAUGGUGACCCAGAGAGAAAUCCUCCAGAAAUUGGAGAAAUUGGACAGUGUAAAGAUCAGUCUACCCGAAACAAUUGAGAGCUCUGGAUAUGAACAAAUAUUAAGUGACUUCCCUUUGACUAAUGAAGAACAAUUGUUAGUAGUGGAAGAAAAACUAAACAGUGAAGAUUAUAAAAGAUGUCUGGUGAUUGAGCUGUCCAAGAUUGGAGGAGGAGACCUGAAGUCAGUUGUCAAAAAUUUACUGGAGAUAAUUUUUACCAACACACUAGCAGAGAAAUUUAGCUAUGUGGGUGGGAAAAAGAAGAGAGUUUUUUCUGCAUUGUUACUGUGUAAAAUUAUCCAAGAUAUAACUAGGAACCACAUAAAAGAUGCAACAAAUGACAACAUAGCUGCCAUAAUCAAAGCCUGGCUGCGACAUGCAAAGGAGCGAAUGAUGAAUGAACAAGUGAGAAUCCAGAGGUUACAAGUUGCUGCAGCACCAGCAUUGCCUUGAAUUUUAUAUUAUUUUUUCACUAAUAAAUACUUUUCCAUACAAAUACUGUA
Bacillus rossius redtenbacheri is the source of this 5952-nucleotide messenger RNA. RefSeq lists its product as uncharacterized. Lineage: Eukaryota; Metazoa; Arthropoda; Insecta; Phasmatodea; Bacillidae. The coding region runs from base 4832 to 5902 and encodes 356 amino acids. The transcript is spliced from 6 exons. The record is from RefSeq and is a predicted model, not a curated record.